Molecule: messenger RNA, 2028 nt
Organism: Durio zibethinus
Lineage: Eukaryota; Viridiplantae; Streptophyta; Magnoliopsida; Malvales; Malvaceae
Product: epi-neemfruitin B synthase L1AT-like
Source: RefSeq, a predicted model, not a curated record
CUCGUCUCUGUCUCGGCAUUAAUUAGAGCUAGUGAAGAUUCCUAUCUUUUCGUUAAUUCAUCUUCUCAUGCAGUUAACACGUAAAUUCACAGUUGGAUUUUUUUUAGAUUAUCAUUUGUAGAGUUGGUGAGGUGUCAUAGUCCUAUACUCAAAAUCAAAUUUAUAUAGGUUGCCUUCUACUUUUAUUGUUUGAACUGAAAUUUCUUGAUUUGAUCCCAUUGAUUUUUUUACACAUAGGAUAAUUUCUAUAUAAAUUGCCCUUAUAUUGAGCCAAGCCAUAAUCUAAAAAGUCCGGAUUGAGAAGAUCAUCGGUUGCUCCAACGAAAAUGGAGAUGAAAGUUCAAUUUAUCUCUAGAGAAAUCAUCAAGCCUUCAUCUCCAACUCCAUACCACCUAAGAACACAUAAGCUUUCCCUUUUUGAUCAGCUGGCGCCUCCCGUUUACAUCCCAGUUGUUCUUUUUUACUCAGCUACAGCUGAAACCAGUCCUACCAAAACGUCUGGUCUCCUGAAAAGUUCCCUCUCGAAAACAUUAACCCACUUCUACCCAUUUGCAGGACGAGUCAAGGAUUGUUACACUAUAGACUGUAAUGAUGACGGUGCCACCUAUAUUGAAGCUCAGGUAGACGCUGACAUGGCUGUUGUCCUUAAAGAACCGGGGGUCGAUAUGCUGCUGCAGCUACUCCCUUGCGAUCCGCUUGAAAAGCUACCUGAGCCAAGUGCUCAGGUAAUGGUAGCUGUUCAGGUCAAUUACUUUGCUUGUGGUGGAAUGACAAUCUGUGUUUGUAUCAGGCAUGUGGUUGCUGAUGCAUCAGCCGCUGCUAGCUUUGUUAAAAGCUGGGCUGCAGUUGCUAGAGGCAUCAAUACAGAACUCGAUGCUGUAAUUUAUGACUGCACCAAUCUCUUUUCCCCACAAGAUUUAUCAGGCUUAUUGAAGACAGUUGGAGAGAAACAGAAUGUCCUGCUAGAUGAAGUUGUGACAAAGAGGUUCCUUUUUUAUGGCUCUAAGAUAGAUGCUUUAAGAAAUGAAAUUGGCAAUGGGCUGUGUCUGUAUCGUCCAACGCGUGUUGAAGCUGUGUCCUCGCUCAUUUGGAACGCUUUAAUAGGUGGUGACACUGAAAAUAAUGAAAUAGUUCUCAUGCAUAUGGCGACAAUUUCUGUGAAUUUGCGAAAGAGAAUGGAUCCUCCAUUCCCGGAACUGUGUAUAGGAAACAUCUUUCAUGUAGCAAAAAUGGCGAAUUCAGUCAUGGAAAAGACCACAAGCUGCAAGAGUUUAGCAGAAAAAAUCCACGAGUCAAUAUGUAAGACCAAUGAUAAGCACGUUAGGCAGUUUUAUGGAAGCGGUGCACACUUGAAUGUCAUGAAAAACCUGGCUGAACAAAUUGGAAAGAAUUCAAAAACAAGGGUUUUUAACUUCAGUAGUUGGUGCAGAUUUCCAUUUUAUGAGACUGAUUUUGGAUGGGGAAAGCCUGUUUGGUUUGGAACAGCCCUGAAGCUUAACAAACUUGCCAUUUUCUUGGAUACCAGCGAUGGAAAAGGCAUUGAAGCAUGGAUUGGAUUAACAAAGGAAGAAAUGACAAAACUUGAACAAGAUCCUGGAAUUCUUGCUUAUGCUUCUUUCAAUCCAAGCACAUGAGAGGGUUCAGUUCAGAUACUAAUAUUAACCUGGCAAAAUAAGAUCACUGCAAUAAGGUUCUCUUUCUUAAAUAUUAGAAAGAGGCAUGGAAAUUGCUUUCAUAUUUCUUGUAAACAUACUCUUCUGCCUAUUUUCUCGCCAUUCCUGCCUUCCAAUGGAAGUUUGCUGUUAAGUGUCAGAGAAGUCUAUAGCAAGUCAUCUAGUCUUUGUUCUUCAUUUUGUUACCAAAUGCAAGUAAUCUAAUCCGAAAUAAAGAAAUGAUGCUAUUCUUCAGUAAGUCAAAUAUCAUCUAGCUAGUGAAAGUGCACCAAAAACCGUAUUGGUAACAGAAUAUAAACUAUAUAUGUCCAACUUUCUUAUCUUUACUUACACGAUUUUUCCAGAUUUGGGACUA